UAAAACACAAACACACACACAGAUACAGAUACACACACAUACUGUGUGAUUCACAGUGUACAGCUACAACUGAGAGAAUCCGAUCCUUUGUGUAUGUGUGUGUGCUCUUUUUUUAACCUCUUCUUCCCCUCUUUCUCUCUUUUCCUCCCUUGUCGUCACUCUCUCUGACUCUCUCCUCCUCCUACCUCCCCUCCUCUCACUCACUCUCUCUCUCUUUGCUCCCUGGUGGUGUGUGUGUCAGUGUGUGUGUCUGUGUGUGUGAACCGUGGGGAUAACAGACGCUCAUGUGAGCAGCCUCAGUGGCGGCAGGAGUGACUGGUGAGAAAGAGGAGAGGAGUGAAGAGGAAGAGAGCAGGGGAUAACAGAGCCACCACCAUCAUUCUGAUCGGAUUCACACCAGACAUGUGAGAAGAUGUCCGUGGGCGGCUGCGCGUGUCCCGGCUGUUCCUCCAAGUCGUUCAAGCUGUACUCCCCCAAGGAGCCCCCCAACGGUAGCACUUUCCCCCCCUUUCAUCCCGGCACCAUGCUGGACAGAGACGUAGGUCCCACCCCAAUGUAUCCUCCCACAUACCUGGAGCCAGGAAUAGGGAGGCACACACCAUAUGGUAACCAGACGGACUACAGAAUAUUUGAACUCAACAAAAGGCUACAGAACUGGACAGAGCAGGAGUGUGAUAACCUGUGGUGGGAUGCAUUCACUACAGAGUUCUUUGAGGAUGAUGCCAUGUUGACCAUUACUUUCUGUCUGGAGGAUGGACCCAAACGUUACACAAUUGGCCGGACGUUGAUUCCAAGAUACUUCCGGAGUAUAUUCGAAGGCGGUGCCACCGAGCUCUAUUAUGUGCUAAAACAUCCCAAGGAAUCCUUCCACAAUAACUUUGUCUCCCUUGACUGUGACCAGUGCACCAUGGUCACCCAGAAUGGAAAGCCCAUGUUCACACAGGUGUGUGUAGAGGGCCGCUUGUACCUGGAGUUCAUGUUUGAUGACAUGAUGAGGAUAAAGACGUGGCACUUCAGCAUCAGACAACACCGUGAACUCAUCCCCCGCAGUAUACUGGCCAUGCAUGCCCAGGAUCCACAGAUGCUGGACCAGUUGUCCAAAAAUAUUACAAGAUGCGGCCUGUCCAACUCCACUCUUAACUACCUCCGACUGUGUGUUAUUCUGGAGCCCAUGCAGGAGCUGAUGUCCAGACACAAGACGUACAGCCUCAGUCCCAGAGACUGCCUCAAGACCUGUCUCUUCCAGAAAUGGCAGAGGAUGGUUGCACCGCCAGCUGAACCAUCAAGACAGGCGCCUAACAAACGGCGGAAGCGUAAGAUGUCAGGUGGCAGCACCAUCAGCGGAGGAGGAGGAACUAAUAACAACAACAACAACAAAAAGAAGAGUCCUGGUAGCGGCUUCCCUCUGUCCAGCCAAGUUCCAGAUGUGAUGGUGGUGGGAGAGCCCACAUUGAUGGGAGGGGAGUUCGGUGACGAGGACGAGCGUCUGAUCACACGGCUGGAGAACACUCAGUUCGAUGCAGCAAACGGCAUCGAUGACGAGGACAGCUUCAACAACUCCCCUGCGCUGGGUUCCAACUCACCCUGGAACAACAAGGCCCCCUCCAGCCAGGAGAGCAAGAGCGACAACCCCACCUCACAGGCAUCGCAGUAGAGCCCAGAGCCCCGCAAGCCUCGACACAGCCCCCUCUUUGUCACCCCCCUCUUCAGCUCCCACCUCACCCCAACAGCCAGGAGCGCCAUAGCAAACGCUCCUUUUCCUCCUCCUCUUCCUCACCAACCCAGACAUGGCUUCAGAGCUCAAACACAGGCGACUUGAGGGAGCUCAUCAUGUCCGAGUUAGGCGUGUCCUCCUCUGACUUUUCCACUGAGCCAGAGGAAGUUUUAGAUCGUCGUUGCCGUGACUUCCCCAUAUUCCAGCCCAGUGUCCCUCCUCUGCCUCCCCCCUCCUCAUCUCAUACGCAAAACGUCCCGUCUGCUCUCACUAAUUUCAGUUUGGACAGUGACCUGAUAGAUGUGACAAGGAGAUUCGAGGUUUCAAACUGGGGGAGAACUGAAGGAAGGGAGGGGGAAAGGGGGUGGGGGGUGCAGCGAAUGGUGGCAGCGGAGGGGUUUCAAGAAGGUGGAGAGUUGCUUAGGGACGACUCCUCCACCAUUUCCUCUAAACGUGGCUCUCAGUUCUGGUCUCCCCUGUCGAAGCACGAGUCACUUGCGACUUGCGUUUGUUCAUAGAGUAUAUGUGUGUGUGCGCGCGUGAAUGUGUGCUUGAAUGUGUGCGACACGUUAGAGGAUGAAGGAGGUGGUCUGAGCAUAUUUGUGGCUCAGCCAAAGCAGGCAGACCAGAAUUUAGAACCAGUCUGUAAAGUCAUUGAAAUUCACACACUAGAAUGAAAGCUGAGAUAUGGCACUAGGGAAACGCACACACAGACACACACCCAGAUAAACAUGAUUGAAGGAGUCUCCUAGUGCUUGAGCCAUCUCUGAUUAGACUACAGAGGAUGCAGUCUUCAACCAGAGAGCAUUUACAACACACACACACACACAUACACACAGUAACACAUUUUAAGAGUUUUUAUACAGUAUAUAUUUCCCUAGAAUGUUUUUUAAUUUGUAUUAAACGCCUUCAUUUCAAUUGUUACUUUUUUAUUUUCUACCAAUACUGAAAAGCUACAGACCAAGGAGCAACACAGGACUUUUAUCCCUCCCCUCUCUAAAAUAUAUUGUUUUUAUCUUUUAUGUUUAUAAAAGAGAAAUAAUUUAGUGUGGAUGUUUUUAUUUUGUCUUUUUUUUUUGUUCCUUUUUGGAGAUUUGAAUUUUUGUGUAUUUGUGCUUGUAUAUUUAAGGUAGUAGCAAAGUUCUGUCUGACUGUAAUAAAAUGUAUUCUUACUUAGAUUUACCUAAAGCCAUCCUGAUCUAAUGUAAAGAAAACAAAAAUAGGAAAAAGGAGAAAAAACACUCAUGAACCUGUCCCUCUAUCUUCCCACCUGCUCUUUCCUCCUCCCUCUUUUUUAAAACUUGUGUAAAUUAAAUUACAAAAAUCCCGGGGGUACAAUGGCACCAUGAAAAAGAUUCUUUUACUCUACUCUUUGUUUUAUUUUCUCUUUAAUUUAUUUGGAAAUUUACACAAUUACUCAUUUAUUUCAUGUAAGAGGAAGCAAUUUUCCCCUGAACAUUCAUCACAACUGCAGCUUUGAACUUGAUGUCAAGUGAAUGUGCUCGCUGAAUUUGUUACUUGACCAGUGAAUUUCAAGUUGGGCCACUGGCUUUUAAUAGUUUCUGUCUAAAUUGUCUUCCUUUGUAUGGUCUCUUUUCAUGACCAACAGAGUGACCCCAUCAGUCACCAAAACAUCUUCUAAAACCAGCUAAACAUUCAGUUCAGUCAGCAUAUUUGGUAGCAAUGCUGAGUCUCGAAAUCUUAAUAAAAAAAAAAAAAAGGCUAAAG
Sphaeramia orbicularis (orbiculate cardinalfish) is the source of this 3442-nucleotide messenger RNA. RefSeq names its product LIM-domain binding 1b (gene ldb1b). NCBI's taxonomy places the organism in Eukaryota, Metazoa, Chordata, Actinopteri, Kurtiformes, Apogonidae. The record is from RefSeq and is a predicted model, not a curated record. Bases 413 to 1654 code for a protein of 413 amino acids. The transcript is spliced from 11 exons.